GUGCUGGUGGCCCUCGGCAGUUCAUUCACCAAGCUUUUCCAAUUGCAAAUUCGCGUCCCACUCAACUUGGUGAUCUACUUCGGAAAAUGGAUUGUCCUCCCAGGGCCCAUUGGAACCAAGGAAUGCAAUUUGCGCUCGCAGCGACAAACUUGUUGGGGCAAAGGCUAUGAGUGCUGCCCAUUCAGUGACGAGUCUUUGCAGAGCAAGAAGCUGUUGCCGAACUUCAACCACAAGAGCGCCCGUUCCUCCAAGGCGAGUCAGUGGCAGUUCGUGGAUCGACUGCGGAAGGGUGACGCAGUUCUUGAAAUGGGUCUCCUUGGGGCAGCAGAAGCAAAGGCAGAUGAUUGGGUUCCACGUGAGAAUGCAUGUAUCAUGAGCAUCCUCAAUGAGAUGGCCCCUGACAAAAAGGACCGUGGCAGUGUGACUGAUGGUGACCUUGAUGGGGCCAAACAGUCUUUGGAUAAAUCAGCCCUGAUGCUCUUGCUGCAAGAGCUGGAAUAUGAUGAGAAAUGCAUGACUGCCUACGUGUCCAAAACCGAUUCCUACCAGAUCCGGCUCUCCCACCAAAAAAAUGAGUGGAUUCAGAAACGAAUGGAGCGUGCCAAAACAUCGGUUUACAAAUGGUUUGAUGCGAAGGUCACUUCCCAUUGCUGGCCAGAAAAAAUUGAUGGUGCUACAGCUAUCAAUGUCAUGCAGCAGGUUGAGGAAUCGGCCAAGAUAUGGAUGCAAUCGCUCCAACUCCGUACCCCUGCUUAUCUCUUCAUGGCGAACUUCACAUCUCCCUCCUUGCUCAAGUCAGAGGUUACCCCAUGUGUGCUCCAUUUGAUGGGGCAUAUGAUGGCUGCCUCUGCUGAGACCAGUGCUGGGGUCUUUCUGUCGCCCUGCUUCGUAUGGAAAGGCAAUUUGUUCACUGAGGAGUAUGGUUUGCUGCGCACAUUGUCGAACACUGGGUGUGCAGUUGACACCGGCUUUCAGCUCCUCUUUGACAUCAAGUCAAAAGAUGCCAGGGACCAACGGCCCCUUGCAUAUUCGGGACGGUUCCUUGGGCCACUGGAUUCCUCUUUGGCUGAUGGGGUGAAAUGGCUAUGGAAGGAUUCAUCCUUGAACAAGAAUCGGAGAACCUUAGGAGAAGCCCGCCAAGUCCCCUCGAAAAGCAUGAUCCACAUGGAAGAUCUUUCGCCCACUGCAUUGCCAUCCUCACUCACCAACGUUCACGGGGCGCAGAAGUACUCCCAGAUUGGGGGUGAUGCAGCUGAGCAGCUCUUGAUGUCCAGCAUUGAUGGAGUUGCCUUUACUUCCUCCAUGGGAUUGGUGGUGGUGGACUGCUGCCCCAAUGUGGGCAAUUUCCUGGAGGGGUUUCAGCGCAUGACAGAGAAGAUCAACACACCGGCCCUGUAUGUGCCCAUUUACAAUGACAUAAACCACAAGGAUUGGAGCGACAUGUUCUGGACAGGGGAAUUGGUUUCCUUGUUCCAGCGUGGUGAGCUGAAGGUGGAUGGCCACAUUGUGACCCUGGAAAUCCCUGAUGCCAUUGUGAAGAAGUAUGGGUCAAUGGAUGACUUCAAGAUCUACUAUGAUGCAUUCCUUUUGCGGCACCCUCCGACCAAGACCUUCAAAUCGAAACCAAAACGGAAUGAGAAGGAUGUCUCUGGCCCUAUCACCACCCCCUUGCCAAAGAAGCGUCCUUUGGAAGUUGAUCUCAGUGACCGCUUGGUCGAUGCCAGCAGUGUGGUGCCUGAGGGGGAUCAAUGUCUGGUGGAGGUGCCAGUGGUCAAUGCCCGGGCUUCGCAGAAGUUGGCCACCAUGCCCAUUUUUCGGGUCACUGAGAAAGUUGGACCCUACAUCUUGAAUGAGACUGGCCAAGAUGUUACCAUGCAGCGUGGUUCAGUUCUUUGUGGCUUUGGCAAAACGAAGUUUCGGGAAGCUCCCAAAGAUGCAUCUCUGAUCGGUGACUCUGACAUCACUUUUGAAGUUGAUGCAGAGAGUUUUGCACUUGUUGAUGGCAAAUUUGGUACCAUAGCAGAGCACCUUGAUGCAAACAUCCAAUCUGGCAAACCGACUGCUGGCAAGAUCGCGUACCACAAAACGAGCAAAGACCCUGAUGGAAAGUGGAUUUUGAAGCAGGAUUGCCCAUUUCAUGGUUGUUCAAAAAGCACACCAUGUUCAUACAUAAUAGUUUUGGGAUGUAGUUGUGAAGUCUCAACAUCACUUGAAGGAUCCAAAACUGAUUGGCUGCAACCAUCCAAAACCUGCCCCCCCCAAAGGAGCACUGUGUCCUGUGCACCAUGGUCAAGGAGGAGGAUGCUGCUAAGCUGA
Messenger RNA from Durusdinium trenchii, 2316 nucleotides. The record is from the annotation of a GenBank genome assembly. NCBI's taxonomy places the organism in Eukaryota, Dinophyceae, Suessiales, Symbiodiniaceae.